CCAAGAAAGGUUAAACCUUUUAAAUCCAACACUCGAAAGAAAUCUCCCGAUUCGGUCUCGUUUCUGAAGAUCAUGAAACUGAUUGAGAAGACGAUGAACAAGUUUACGACUAUGGAGGAGGAGGAAGAAGAUAAAGGCCAAAUCUUCAGGACGAUCGAAGUAGCUACUACGGUUGACCGGAGCAACGUAUCUCCGCCGCCGCCACCUGGAGAUUCUGCUGCUUCUGCUAAACCAUUGCUAGAAGUUUCCGGCGGCGACGAGCUUAACCUGAUUCCACCGUUGAACUUCUCGAUGGUCGAUAAUGGUAUUUUCCGGUCUGGAUUCCCGGACUCGGCUAACUUCUCUUUCCUCAAGACUCUUGGUCUCCGCUCAAUCAUAUCUUUGUGUCCAGAGCCGUAUCCUGAGAACAACAUGCAGUUCCUCAAAUCCAAUGGAAUUACGCUUUUCCAGUUUGGCAUUAAAGGCUACAAGUGUCUCCCAGGAUUAGAGAAUGAGGUUUGGUUGCAUCUUUGGAGUUCUAAGCAUCAAAAAGAGGGUUCCUAUACAAAUGCAAAUCCGAAAACUUUGGAGCCAUUUGUUAAUAUUCCAGAUCAUAAAAUCCGUGAAGCACUCAAAGUCCUUCUCGACGAGAAGAACCAUCCACUUUUGAUUCAUUGCAACCGAGGAAAGCACAGGACAGGGUGUCUUGUUGGGUGCAUGAGGAAACUCCAGAAAUGGUGCUUGACAUCGAUAUUUGACGAGUACCAGCGAUUUGCAGCGGCUAAAGCUAGAGUCUCAGAUCAAAGGUUCAUGGAGUUAUUCGAUGUCUCGAGCUUCAAGCAUAUUCCAAUGUCUUUCUCUUGCUCCAGUAGAUAGAAAGAAUUAAGUAGCAAACAACAACAACAAAACACAACGUCCCUUGGGUUUUGAUUGAUCAAUCGAUCAGUACUCCCUUGA
This is a messenger RNA of Eutrema salsugineum, 936 nucleotides long. Its product is annotated as tyrosine-protein phosphatase DSP2. Lineage: Eukaryota; Viridiplantae; Streptophyta; Magnoliopsida; Brassicales; Brassicaceae. Bases 73 to 855 code for a protein of 260 amino acids. Gene Ontology annotation, cellular component: cytoplasm. Gene Ontology annotation, biological process: protein dephosphorylation. The transcript has 6 exons. Gene Ontology annotation, molecular function: phosphatase activity. The record is from RefSeq and is a predicted model, not a curated record.